CGCCGGUGGAGUUGGGCGCGGGCGCGCGGUGCUUGGUGCGCGCCACCGCCCCUCGGCCUAGCUUGCUGGCCUUCCCCACCUAAGCCCUUGGCCGGUUCAGCUGGCCCCACCCCUUCUUCCUCUAUUGGCCGGGAGGUCUGGUGCGCGGUGCAUCGCGACGAUCGCGGCCUGGCUCUCGGGGCAAGGCGGUUUUGGCGCUUGAGGGUGGCACGCCAGGCACGGGGCGUGAGGCAGAGCUGGCGCGGCAGGGUGCUGGGGGAGGGUCCGGCGGAGCCUCCAGAAGAGAGCAGGGCCAGGCGGGGGGUGCCGAGGCAAGUGAUCCUCUGGAGCUGAGGGAGCAUCAUGGCUGUUCUCUCUUCAGUGUUUCUGGAAGCCAAGAAUGCCCAUGCAGUCCUGAAACGGUUCCCUCGUGCCAAUGAGUUCCUGGAGGAGCUACGUCAGGGCACCAUCGAGCGGGAGUGCAUGGAAGAGAUUUGCAGCUAUGAAGAGGUCAAGGAAGUAUUUGAGAACAAAGAGAAGACAAUGGAGUUUUGGAAGGGAUACCCAAAUGCAGUCUACUCAGUCCGAGACCCUUCCCAGAGCUCAGACGCCAUGUAUGUGGUGGUGCCCCUUCUGGGGGUAGUCUUGCUGAUUGUCAUUGCCUUGUUUAUCAUCUGGAGGUGCCAACUGCAGAAAGCAACUCGUCACCACCCCUCCUAUGCUCAGAACCGGUACCUAGCUAGUCGCGCCGGACACAACCUCCCCCGAGUCAUGGUGUAUAGGGGCACUGUGCAUAGCCAGGGAGAGUCCUCUGGGCACCGUGACACAGGGAAUAAUCCACAGAUUGUUCUGGGGCCCAGCCGGGGAGGUAGAACCACUGUCCGGUUGGAGAGUACCCUCUACCUCCCUGAGCUCUCUCUCUCCAGACUGUCCAGUGCUACCCCUCCCCCAUCCUAUGAAGAGGUGACUGCACCCCAGGAGGGUAGCAGUGAGGAGGCCAGUGUCUCUUACAGUGACCCUCCCCCAAAGUAUGAAGAGAUUGUGGCAGCCAGCCCCAGUGCAGAAAAGUAGCUGAGCACAGGCCCCGGCCUGUAAAAAAGCCUCUGCCAGAGGUAGACUGCUUUCUUUUGGACUUCUGAAAGACUGUGCCACCACAAAACAGCCUUAGCCUCCUUGUUGCCAAAUAAUUCCCUAACCGUGUAGGAAGUCAUUUGGAAGAGACAGUUGGUAUGUGUGCUCUUAAGUGCCAGGGGUAGGGGGAUGGGAGAACAGGGGCACAAAGGACAAGUGCAUGAUCCCCCUGGGAGGAGCUACAGACUUGAGAGCCCAAGUCUUCCAGAUCCCCUGCCCCCAUCACCAAGUCCCCACUAUCCAGCCCCUCAUUAGGAACUGGCUUCUUUUAAGCCAAAGGCACCAUCCUAUGGUGUUGAUUGUGGCUAGAAUGACCACAGGCUCAUCACCUGGGCCUUUGGGGCUCUCUGGGGACCCCUGUAUGUCUCGGGACCUAGGUCAAAGCCAGCCCUACAGUUCUUCAUUUCUGAAUAGUCCAUGCUUACUGUUCUCAUUUAUAUUAUGAGGACAGAAAUAAGGAUUGAAUUAGGAACAAAACACACAUAGUAACAAAUAAUGAAUCAUAGAAGAAAACAAGAGUACCUGGACUAUUUUAGCCCUCCAAAAGAAAUCAAUUGAAAAGACCUUGGCACAGCCUUCCUCCAACACCCACCCCUAUGCUCCUGACCAGGGUGAAAUUUAUAUGUAGAACAACCCGCAGGAGUACAGGGCAUGGGAAGGAGGAGGGGAGGGGGCUGGGUGGCAGAGCUCUUUUUUCCAGAUCAAUCAAGGGGCCCACUUGAACUCUGCCAUCUUGUUUCUGAUGUGUACCAGAUGUGCUAAAACAUGUAGGGCUGGCAUAAGCCCCAAGUGUGGGGGAAAUUGAUAACCCCUUUCCCCAUAGAGUCCAAGGCCUUUCCCUGGGUAUUACAAACUGGCACAUAGAGCUCAAGAUUCCUCCUUUUGGGGGUUGAUAAAUCCAUAAGGUAGUUAAAACCAUGAGCUCCACCUCCUUGGCACUGUGCUAGCUGGCUUUGAAGUUUUAGGAUACUUCCUUCUCUUGUAAAUAGGUGCAUUGAACUUGAACUUCAGCUUGUGAAUUCUCCUAAUGAUGGUGCCCAUUUAGGGAGAAGUUCCCGAAGUGUCUCUUUAAAUUUCUCAUAGUUGGGGAACCCUUGACCUGGGAUCUAAAGCCCACCUGGGAUUUGCUUUGCCAUGGCCAGGUGCUGCUCUAUUUUCAUUGAGGCUUUGGAAGACAUUGGGAAGAAGUGACUUGCUCUUUACCUGUCAGUGAUGAAGUAAAAGACAUUGUUGAUACCAUCUCUACCCACCCUAGCUCUAUUCUCCUGGUUUCUGUGCUAAAUCAUUUUUCCUCUGUGGUGCUUUAAAAAAUGUAGCACAUUUUUGUUGGGCUCAAAAAGAGUGCAUAGCGUGGGUCUGUUGGCAACUGAAAUGGUUUCCAACCCACAGAGUUGAUAAGCUUCCUUCUGUCUAAACAGCCCUCCAAGGCAGAUGCUGAGACACAUUCCUUGAAUGCAGCCCUGUCUUGAGGCCUCAGAUAACUUUUAGAGGCUGUUCUAGUGUUGAGGACUUUCCCGGGAGGGUGUUUUUACUCAAGCUUAUGUUCUUACCCCAGUGAGGAUGCCAGCGUGGAUAACUCAAGCCUGUGACUCCCCUACCUCACCAUCCCAUUAGAGGCUGAUGAAACUAAUGUUUAUGAAGUGUUUGAAGCGCCAUGGAACCAGUGAAGCUUGCCUUUACCAAGAUUCUUCUAGAAAUAAGCAGUAGCUAUAAGAGACUGGUUUUAACUGAGGGCUUCAAGUGCCUCUGAUGUUGAGUGUCAACCUGAAGUGUCCGUCUCUUUCCAUUUGACCCUUUGUAGGCCUUCCUCUUUCCCCAGAGGUUCCUGACACCAGAAAUGCUGAACAGGUGGCAUUCCUCCUUUUUUCCCUCCAUUGACCUUCUUCUUCUGUCUCUUUCUGCUUUCUUUUCUUCAUGUCUUCCCUCUUCCCUUUUAUUUCCUUCCAUUUUUCUUUUUAUUCUUUUUCUUCAUUAGUGUUCUAGUAUUGCACUCUGGCCUUUCCUUAUGAAGGAAUUUGGGGCUCAGAAGUCCCCUACUUUUUCAUGAUGGAGAUUGGGAUCAAUCUCAUCCAGAUAUGUUGGAGAUCCAGAGCUAGAAGCUCCGGUGCCAGCUCAGCUUCUCCCAGCAUUUUGUUAAGCUAGUGCUUGAUUGUGACUUGGGAUACAUGAAAACAGACUUAGCCCAGUGUAACUCCUCUCCAGGUUGCAGAAUGUCAGGCAUAGGCUCCCCUGACUAGAGCCACAUAGUGGAUGUCAAGGAAUGCCUACUGCUUUUGGCAUCUGUUGAGGUUUUUCUUUUGAGUUGCCUGGCAGCUAGAGGCUAGGGAUGUGUGGGUAAGAGCAGGAAACUGACUCCCAAGGCCUGUAGAAAGUGACAUGUAGCCCACAUGGGCUGAAGACUUGAUGCAGGGUGAGUGAGAAGCAGCUCCUUGGAUGUGGCCAAUGGGCUCUGGGUCAGGUGCUUCACAGAGCUCUUUCAGGUGACUUGUGCCAAGGCCUCUGCAAUGGUUUUCAUAGCAUAGUGUUUAGUACAUAUAAUGGGCAUAAUUCCUCAAGGUGCACACUUGGAUUUUACGAAUGCCCUGUACAUAUCUUUUCAAACUCUGUCUUUGUAUAGACAUUGAUUUGAUACAAUGCUAACACUUCAGUAGCCACAUUUUGUUUGUUUGAGAUGUGUGAGUGUGUAUGUGUGUGUAUACAUGUGGGCACGUUGUCUUUUCUCAUUGCUUCUAUGAAAUGAUAGCUGGUGUGUGGUUGUUUGUCCCAGGAGAGAUCUGCUCUGAGGGGAAGACUGUCUUCGUGUUAUGAGGCCUGCAUUCUGUGGGACCCCUUCCCACUCACAUGCCUUUUGGCAUGGUGCCCCCUGCCUCAGCUCCUAUUCUGGCAAAUCUGAGCACUGUGUGUGUGUGUGUGUGUGCGUGUGCAUGUGCUUGCGCGUGCGCGUGUGCGUGUGCGUGUGCGUGUGCGUGUGUGUGUGUGUGUGUGUGUGUGUGUGUGUGUGUGCGCGCGUGUGUGUAGAUGUGUGACUGUUGACUUUGGAAAUGGUGGGUGAGACUAGUUACUUAGAUAUUUUUCACUAAAAAUGAAAAAGGCUUUAAAAAUUCCUUAAAAUAUUACCGUCACUUGUUUUCAACCAAAACCUUUUUAAUACUUUUAAAACAAGAAUGGCAACCUAGUCAGUCCCCUCCCAGACUGCCUAUCACUUUGGGUUUUCAAAAUGAAAGCACAAGAGAAAGAGUGGGGUGCACAGGUGCCUGGCAUGUGCAUACCCUGCACAGCUGUGUUGUGCCCUCACUGAGAGAGCUGUGAUCCUGAGCAGUUGGACCCAGGAAACUGAGGCCUCCGCUGCUACUUGCCAAUCCCACUGCCAUUGGUGUGAAUUCCUUAGGGUGCUCCAGCAAACAAGCAUCUGCCCAAUUGUUUGGACAUCGUCUUUUUGGUAGUUCAAACAUUAGGGACUAGGGACAAGCAGUGAAUUCUGUUUAAGCAGUUAGUGCCAGAUGCUUCCCCUCUCCCAACUGGAUGAUAACUCCCUAGAUCCCAGACUUGAUGGAUCUUUUGACAACCAAAUGCAUCCCAUGAGAAAACCAAGAAAAAAAUCCAACAUUGUCACUAGAUUGUCUUUUAAUUCAAGUGAGAGCAAGAUUGCAGAGAGAGGCUGACUUGCCAUGAUUGUGUCUUUUUGAAACAGUGGGUAUGCUCUGACUGUGUGUCUGCUGGGCACACAACAGACACAUAGUCUCAGCUUGUCAAAUGCUGAAGUUCCAUUCCCAGGCGUCACCUAUUCUGAAACAGUCACAUCUUCCCCAUUGAAGUCUCCUAAUACUAAUCAGUAUAAUUAGCUAAUUUUAGAUUGCUACAAUCAGACUGCUUCCAACUACAGUAAAAACCCAUUAAUUUGAGCCCACUAAUUCAGGACCUAGAGGAAAUCCAAAUUGGAGAUAAUUCACAGUAACUGCUGUUUUUGCUACAUAAAAGUAUUUGAAAGUCUCCCUUUCAGUCAGUCUUCAGGGACUUCUGUAUAAAAGGAAUUAGUUUUAAAAUGGGUACACUUUUCAAAGGAAAAGCUUGAGGUACCAAGGAUCCCGUCAUUGUGCCUUCAGCUUGGAGUUUAGCAGUUCUUGUGUUUGUAAGGCUCUUUCUGUCAGGGUUAUCCCUUGUUCUCUCUCCAUUGUAGGGAUGCUAGUUAUUGCAGCCUUUUGCUCCGUGUCGUAUUUAUCCUGUGAAUAACAUAGUUUGUGAUCUUGACUGCAAUUUAAACACAAGUAGGUGUCUUUCUAAGAGUUCUGUAAAGCAGAUGUUGCACUAGCAGACUGCCUGCUCUCAUUCACUCCCAUGUCUUCAAAUUUUGGAGCUUCUCCUUUCCCAGGCCGUGGGAGGUGAAUCUCUCUCUAGCAAGAAUUUCUCUGACAAAGAUCUCCAAAUAGCACAGCCCCUCAGCUCAAUGCCGCAACAGUUGUUUCAUUGUACUGCUAUCUGACCGCUAAAUGUGCCUGCCCUUUUCCAGCCCCCAGCAAGCAUUAAGACUGAUAUUGGGACCAACCCUCCAGCUGCUUUUUGCCACCCAACCUGUCUUGCCUCACUGAUGCCAUUUUCCCAUGCCUGAAUCCACCUGCUAUUUUACUCUGUCAUUAUGAAUUUGUGACAGUGGCAAUCCUAAUACGUGUAACUAAGCUUAUAGAAAUGAUUGCUGUGAAACGGAUUAAUUUUGGUACCAUUUGAAACUGUACUUGUAUUCAUGUGUUGACUGAUGUCAGCUGGGGCAUCUGUAUAGUCAGUCAUAUGUUGGGAUUUCAAAUGGAGCCUGGGGGCAAUAAACCAACUUGCUUCUGACCUUUCUCAUGCAUGCUCUCUGGCUCUCUUUUUAUAAUUGUUGAGUUUAGCUGUUAACUUUUGUCUCUUUCUGUAAAAGAAAAUGAGUAAAAAUAAAGAUCAAAUGGCAUCCACUUA
This is a messenger RNA of Meriones unguiculatus (Mongolian gerbil), 6060 nucleotides long. It is a transcript of the gene Prrg3, whose product is annotated as proline rich and Gla domain 3. Bases 343 to 1050 code for a protein of 235 amino acids. The record is from RefSeq and is a predicted model, not a curated record. The transcript is spliced from 4 exons. Gene Ontology annotation, biological process: negative regulation of mitochondrial calcium ion concentration; negative regulation of apoptotic process. Lineage: Eukaryota; Metazoa; Chordata; Mammalia; Rodentia; Muridae. Gene Ontology annotation, molecular function: ubiquitin protein ligase binding; calcium ion binding. Gene Ontology annotation, cellular component: mitochondrial outer membrane; extracellular region; endoplasmic reticulum.